GGGUGAUAAAAUUUAACGUGGCUGCGUAACUGGAUUGGAGAGAACCUCAAGCUGAAACUUAUCUGCGGCCGCUGUUAUCGCCUUGAAUAUGUAAUCGAAGAGGAAACAGACUGGUUUGGAAAUCCCCAAGCGAGGGUGACGGACUGACUAUAAGAGGCGACGAGACUGAGUGAAACCAGUCGUCAGGAGGGUGUUGGGAAGGUCGCCCGUUGUUCUUCCUCGUCUCCACAUCACCAACAUACCCACACACACACACACACAGUUACACGAACACACACACACGCACACUCAUAUUCACCUGUCCUAAACGUCCUGCCAACCCGUCCAACCCAGACCGUCUAGCAAAAAAUAAAACGAGAGGUGUUGACACGACGAUCCUCCGGGACUCAAAGGAAAUGAACACCAACACCCAGGGCAGUCCACGGGAAACGAGAUCCUGGUAAUAUAAAAACCAAGUCACAACGAGGCGCAUAAAGUGGUAAAGAGGAGGAAGUGAGCGGCUGAAAGCAAAAGGACAAUAGUGGAACGUGCGCGAGAAGACGGAGGAAGAGAACACGAAUAAUACUCAAUAAGAAUAAUCGCAAUACAUCGACAACUAAACAUGUGGUCAACAAACACACACAGACGGAGGGGCGGGAUCCUGACGGCGGUGGUGGUGGCGGUGGUGACGGCGGUGAUGGUGGCGUCAGAGGAAGAGGUGAAGGACGCUGCAAACUCAUACUCUCCAUGCGUCAGACCAAUGGGAGCAAAGUGCGAACCGGAGUCCAAACUCUCCGACAAGAUCGUUGGAGGUCACAUUGCUGAGCCAGGGUCGACGCCGUGGCUGGUAUCACUGCAGGACACCCACUACGCAGAACCGGUGCCCUUCUGCGGCGGGACGCUCCUCUCUCACUCCUGGGUCCUCACCUCGGCCACGUGCGUCUACAGCUACCAAAAGAAUUACGCCAACAUACAGGUCGUCCUGGGGGAGUACAAUAUGGCAGAGAUCGAUGGUUUUGAGAGAUUCCGCCGGUUGAGCCUCAUAAUGCUACACCCGGAUUACGACCCUUACACCCACAACGCCGACAUCGCCAUCCUCAGACUGAGCUUCUACGUCUUGUACAGCGAGCGAAUUGACGUCCUGAAGCUGCCCGCCUGGAAGUUCGAGGAGGAAAGGAGAGGAGAGCAGUUGAUGGCAGAACAGGGCGACUGCGAGGAGGACAAAGGGUGUGGUGGGAACAACAAUAACCUCUACACCAUAGCGGGCUGGGGGCGGGUGAGCGAGACUGGACUCUUUUCCUCGGUGGUUCGCAAGGCGCAGAUCCCCCUGGUGGCCCAAGAAAUCUGUCAGGAAGUGUAUGCAGAGUUUACCGACACCAUGAUUUGUGCUGGCAACCUCACGCAUGGGGGUUUCGAUUCGUGUCAGGGUGACAUGGGCGGGGCGCUGGCCACCUCGGACGGAUACAUCAUCGGGGUGUCAUCCUGGAGUAUCGGGUGCGGGCGUCCAGGAUAUCCGGGCGUGUACACAGACGUUACGAAGAUGAUCGAUUGGAUAUGUUCUGUGACCGACAAAUCGGAGCGCCACGCCUCCGACGACCUGGUUUCCUGUAGACACGAUUAGCUAGCUACACGAACUCACUGGCUGACAACGAAUGGCUGAUCUCGGGGUGUGCUUUGAGUGUGGUUGAGGAUGGAGGUGAAGGACGGUGAAGAGAUGUGUGAGAAUAGUUGUGUAUAAGAUAAGGAUGGGAUGAUGUGUGUGUGUGUGUGUGUGUGUGUGUGUGUGUGUGACGAAAAUAAAACCAAAACAAAGAAACACACGUAAAACAACACAGUGAUCUUAAAACAGAGGAAAGGCAUAACGGAGAAGAAAAACAACACGAGAGAGAGAGAGAGAGAGAGAGAGAGAGAGAGAGAGAGAGAGAGAGAGAGAGAGAAUUGAAUGUCUUAGCCGUGAGUCUUGUAAUGGCGUGGGAGUCAUCGAAGCCUGAACUGCUCGAACUACGGGUGAAGGGGAAACGUGAUUUGCAAAGUGUGGAAAAUAAAAUAAAGGGGCGUAAACUG
Molecule: messenger RNA, 2043 nt
Organism: Eriocheir sinensis (Chinese mitten crab)
Lineage: Eukaryota; Metazoa; Arthropoda; Malacostraca; Decapoda; Varunidae
Product: trypsin-1-like
Exons: 7
Coding region: 602-1600 (332 amino acids)
Biological process (GO): proteolysis
Molecular function (GO): serine-type endopeptidase activity
Source: RefSeq, a predicted model, not a curated record